AUGGUGUGUACCAGGAAGACCAAAACUUUGGUGUCCACUUGCGUGAUCCUGAGUGGUAUGACCAACAUCAUCUGCCUGCUGUACGUGGGCUGGGUUACCAACUACAUUGCCAGCGUGUAUGUGCGGGGGCAGGAGCCAGCGCCCGACAAGAAGCUUGAGGAAGAUAAAGGGGACACCCUGAAAAUUAUCGAGCGGCUGGACCACUUGGAGAAUGUCAUCAAACAGCACAUCCAAGAGGCUCCUGCCAAGCCUGAAGAGGCAGAGGCUGAGCCCUUCACGGACUCCUCCCUGUUUGCACACUGGGGUCAGGAACUAAGCCCCGAAGGCCGGCGUGUGGCCCGGGCAGGACUCUUUGCUACAUUCUCAGAACUCUGGCACAGAGAAGUUCUGACCCCAAAGUGCAUUGGCAUCUCCUUUGACCUCAUUCUAGAAGUGGUGUGCUCCAUCCUCCUACCUGGCAGGUGCCGAAACCUCUCAUUUCCUGACAGCCUGCCAGAGGUGAGCAUCGUGUUCAUCUUCGUCAAUGAGGCACUCUCGGUGCUGCUGCGGUCCAUCCACUCAGCCAUGGAGCGCACACCACCACACCUGCUCAAGGAGAUCAUCCUGGUGGAUGACAACAGCAGCAAUGAGGAGCUCAAAGAGAAGUUGACUGAAUAUGUGGACAAGGUGAAUGGCCAGAAGCCAGGCUUCAUCAAAGUUGUGCGCCACAGCAAGCAGGAAGGACUCAUCCGUUCCAGGGUCAGCGGCUGGAGGGCAGCCACAGCCCCUGUGGUGGCACUGUUCGAUGCCCAUGUGGAGUUCAAUGUGGGCUGGGCGGAACCAGUCCUCACCCGCAUCAAGGAAAACCGGAAACGGAUCAUCUCACCAUCUUUUGAUAACAUCAAAUAUGACAACUUUGAGAUUGAAGAGUACCCACUGGCUGCCCAAGGCUUUGACUGGGAGCUGUGGUGCCGCUACCUGAACCCACCCAAGGCCUGGUGGAAGCUGGAGAAUUCUACAGCCCCAAUCAGGAGCCCCGCCCUCAUUGGCUGUUUCAUUGUGGACCGACAGUACUUCCAGGAGAUCGGCCUGCUGGACGAAGGCAUGGAGGUCUAUGGAGGCGAGAAUGUGGAGCUUGGGAUCAGGGUGUGGCAGUGUGGCGGAAGUGUGGAGGUCCUGCCAUGUUCUAGGAUUGCCCACAUAGAGCGAGCCCACAAGCCCUACACAGAGGACCUCACCGCUCAUGUCCGCAGAAACGCCCUCAGGGUAGCUGAAGUCUGGAUGGAUGAAUUCAAAAGCCAUGUCUACAUGGCAUGGAACAUUCCACAAGAGGACUCAGGGAUUGACAUUGGGGACAUCACUGCACGGAAGGCUCUAAGGAAGCAGCUGCAAUGCAAAACCUUCAGGUGGUACCUGGUCAGCGUGUACCCAGAGAUGAGGAUGUACUCGGACAUCAUCGCCUAUGGAGUGCUGCAGAAUUCCCUGAAGACUGAUUUGUGUCUUGAUCAGGGGCCAGAUACAGAGAAUGUCCCCAUCGUGUACAUCUGCCAUGGGAUGACACCUCAGAAUGUGUACUACACAAGCAGCCAGCAGAUCCACGUGGGUGUCCUGAGCCCCACUGUUGAUGACGACGACAACCGAUGUCUGGUGGACGUCAACAGCAGGCCACGGCUCAUCGAGUGCAGCUAUGCCAAGGCCAAGAGGAUGAAGCUGCACUGGCAGUUCUCUCAGGGAGGCUCCAUCCAGAACCGCAAGUCCAAACGCUGCCUGGAGCUGCAAGAAAACAGUGACAUGGAGUUCGGUUUCCAGCUGGUGCUGCAGAAGUGCUCAGGACAACACUGGACUAUCACCAAUGUCCUAAGGAGCCUGGUGUCCUGACCCUCCCACGACACCAUCAGCCACUGCCUUGCUACUGUGUAGCAUCAGCUGCAACAUGGCCUGCUGUCAUGUGGGGUUGUCUGGAGUCUGAGAGGGGGAGCCAGGUGGGUGGCCUCCCACACAAAAGAGCUUUUUAUUUCCUAUCAAUUUUCAUGGCAUUUAUAGAGAGAUGCAGAAAGGUGGGUGAGGGUAUAAUAUCCUGAACUAUUUUCAAUUGUAAA
This is a messenger RNA of Cricetulus griseus (Chinese hamster), 2078 nucleotides long. The record is from RefSeq and is a predicted model, not a curated record. Lineage: Eukaryota; Metazoa; Chordata; Mammalia; Rodentia; Cricetidae.